AUGGGCAAGCGGAAAAGGCGGAGUUCUGGCGCCAAAUGGGAGGAGCCAGGGGCGUCUGGUGUCAAAUGGGAGGAGUCAGGGGCGUCUGGUAUCAAGUGGGAGGAGCCAGGGGCGUCUGGUAUCAAGUGGGAGGAGCCAGGGGCGUCUGGUGUCAAGUGGGAGGAGUCAGGGACGUCUGGCGUCAAGUGGGAGGAGUCAGGGGCGGGGUUGAAGAGAUCAAAGCGGUUUAUUGACGGGUUCGAGGUGUCGGAGAGUAACCCCCGCUACAACGACAACAACGGACCACCCAACGACCAGGGGCUGUUUACUGGGAACAAGUCUGCUCUGAGGGCCAUCGAGGAUGAGUUCAAGUUUAUUUUCUCUACCAUGCCCAAGAACACCAGAGAAUUCAUCGGUCACCAGAUUGACGACAUGCUCAUGGAGUGCACGUUCAGAGGCAUCGAGUGCUUCAGCGAACGUGCCAACAGUUCUGUGUACAGUCCAGCAUUGUCACAAGGUGUGGAUGUUUCGACCCAGAGGAUGAGGAAAUCUUCAAACGGUUGAACGAGACGGACACCGACAUCAGCUUCUGCCGCUCUGCCAAUGAGACUUUCUGUCUGGUGGAGAUCCUGAGUGAGUACAACUCAGGGACCCUACAGUGUGACUGCCCCAGCCCCUGCGAAGCAUCUUUCUUGAAGAUUGUCGUCUAUUUCGAGGAUUUGAACUACGAGAAUAUCACGGAGCAGCCUGACUACGAGCCGUUCCAGUUCGUGUCUGACAUCGGCGGUACCAUCGGGCUGUGGAUCGGCCUAUCGCUCAUCAGCGUGUUUGAGGUGUUCCAAUUCUUCUACGAGCUUCUACACUUCUUCAUCUACACAAAACCCAAGCAAGACAGGAAGAUGAAACAGAAAAAACACGGCUCUCGCGUGGCCAUGAAGUUCAUCCCCGGGCUGUCCACGGACCCGUCCCUGCAAACUGCCUCGUCAAAGCUGGCCGCUCUCAGAUCGCUGGACCAGAAGUAUCUACCCGGAGACCAGAGCAGAAGCGUGUCGCUGCCUCGGACUCGGAGCAGCCGAUCCUCGGACGGAACCGAGGAGAACCGGUUGAUUGGGAUAUCCGAUAUACCGGGAUCGGAUCCUCGAAAGGUUGGUUUUUCUGACGCGGUGAAUCAUGCGGAUGUGAAUUGGGAGAUUAAUGAGAAACAGAGUCCUAUACCGGAGAGGAGUAUCGGAAAUGGACUCAGUCUGGGGGCUGCUGUCUUCUACACUGGGGGUAAAAAUAGAGAUAGGAGAAACCCACACCGUGAUAAUACGAAAGACGGAACCGGCAAGGAUUACAACGAUGCUAGGAAUGAUAUUAUGUACCCAGGGCCGAAACCAGAGGCGAAUAACCUAUCAAGUGACAAGGAACAAUACUACGAAAUCCCCGCCGAUGUGAGACAAACUGGCGACAGGGGAGGCGACUACAGUAGAUCGGCUAAGAACGGACGGAUUCUUUUCAGGGGACAUCAUUCUGGCUGGCCUGUCAACGACCGGAGUUUCCAUGGCAACCAUCACCACGCAAACCAUGGCAACCAACAGCACGCGAACCAUAGCAACCAUCACCAGGCGAACCAUGGGUACGAGAACCCUGCCUUUCAAGGCCGGAUGAAGGACAGUUCUGUGCUGCAUCUCAACAAUCAUAUGUCUAUGCAUGACACUUCGGGAACUGCAUGAGAAGAUCUUGACAAAGUUAGCUGGUGUGUUUGGAAAUUACAGUAGUUUAGACGAGAUCAUUUUUGUAAAGGGUUGCUUUUUUCUCUUUUAGCGUAGUCAUGAUUUGUGUGUCGUUUAGACAUGUAUGAGUUCUCUUGUCGGCAGGGAACA
Messenger RNA from Aplysia californica (California sea hare), 1844 nucleotides. RefSeq names its product amiloride-sensitive sodium channel subunit gamma-2. The record is from RefSeq and is a predicted model, not a curated record. Gene Ontology annotation, molecular function: ligand-gated sodium channel activity. Gene Ontology annotation, cellular component: membrane. Gene Ontology annotation, biological process: sodium ion transmembrane transport. Lineage: Eukaryota; Metazoa; Mollusca; Gastropoda; Aplysiida; Aplysiidae.